This is a messenger RNA of Fusarium keratoplasticum, 621 nucleotides long. RefSeq names its product SesA domain-containing protein. Lineage: Eukaryota; Fungi; Ascomycota; Sordariomycetes; Hypocreales; Nectriaceae. Bases 1 to 621 code for a protein of 206 amino acids. The record is from RefSeq and is a predicted model, not a curated record. The transcript has a single exon.
AUGGCACUCGCCGAAGUAACAGGUGUCAUCUCGGCUAUCAUCACCAUCAUCGAGGCGUCAAUCAAAAUAUACCGCACCGCUGCAGAUGCGUCGGAUAUCCCGCAGUCCUUCCGUGAUGCGGCCUCGCGUCUCCCUCUGAUCCAAGACACCCUCAAGUUGGCCACCGACGGUCUCGCCGAGGAUGUUCUCGACACCCAGUCACACGCCUCGCUAAGCGCCGUGCUUGAAAAGUGCACCGAUAGGGUUGCAGUGCUCCUGGACAUCUUUCAGCUCGUCAUCACACCCGCUCGGGCUUCCCGGGCUGAGAGAUACCUGAGAGCACUGAAAACGAUCCCACAGGCGGAAAAGGUCGAAACCUUGAUGGAGGGAAUCAUGGCGGAUUUGCAGCUUCUGGCAACUAACCAGGCUGUCAAGGCUGCGACGAGGAAACAGAUGGAAAGAUUAAUAAGCAGGAUCGAGGUUAACGAUGAGUCAUGUCGCUCACCUAUCAUUCUAAAUAACUCGGGGCCUGGGAGGCAGUUCGUCCACAACGGGACGGGGCAUCAAAACGUUGCGACCGACACGGCUACGCAAAUCAAUGGGUCGUUCAGCGGAGGCACUUUCAGCUUUUAUCAAAAGUGA